GCAGCUAUUUAAUUCCGAACGUAAUUUAUCGUCACGGUCGGUCGAAUUCGUCGUAACGGUAAAAGUCUUUUGUUUUUCCCAAACCGAAGAGGUCGUUUUCGGGUGUGUGACUGUUCUGACCCUAUAAUCACUCGACCUUACAACCUAUCGACUGAAAAUGACUUUAUCGACGUCUCCCUUUCUUCAUAAGGAAAAGCAUACAUUUCCAUUUGUGUAUUAAUCAAGUUAAUUGUAAGCUGUUGGUUGGCAUCCAAUUACUUUCGCACGUAACGAACUGACUUAAUUAUACGCUAUUGCUACCUUUAAAAGAUGGGGAGAUGAUUAUCGAAACAUUGCUUUUUGUGUAUUUACGAACGAGUUUCGAACGAUAUCGGUAGAGGUGUAAUGAACCACUUCAUACAUUGGCCUGGGAUCAGAUGUAGAUUAAGAUAAAGAUAUCAACUUCCUUUAAGUGGACAGAUAAAGAGCUAGUUGCGUGAAUGUCAGUUCCGAACUUUAUAUUAAUUGACAUUGCGCGUUUUCAUGUAAAAUUCGUAUAAUACGUGUGUGUCUGUCUGAGCAAUAUUUUUAGUCUCACCUUAAGGGUACGAUGCAUAACUGAAGAGGCAUAAUCAAAGCAUCAGAACAGCUUAACUGUGACAAGGCCAAGGUUACACAAUGCGGAAGUAUAGACAGGUCGUUCGUAGUAGAUGCAGAACAAGUUUAUCGCAGCUUUCCAGACGGAAACUUUCCCUCAAAGAGAAGAGACUAAGAGAGAGCUGCCUUUCACUAACCCUUCGACAUGACAUCUCUUAAAACGCACUGACUGAUGCCAAUAUCUUCUAUAGUAAGAGUAAAAUAAUGAUGAAGUAUUUUAUUUUGAUAAUCGCAAUCGUUCAUCAAAUUUCGCUUCUCGAAAGUGUGGCACCGUCUUCUGGUAAUCAUUUUACCAAACCCGGUGGAAAUAAACUUAUCUCAAUUCAUAACGCUUGCAGCAGGAGAUCACUCAUGACCUUAUUGGUCAUGGAGGAACCGUUUUACGGUACUGUAUAUGCUAAAGGGUAUCCGAUGGAAUGUCGAGAAACAGGAAGCGGUUCUCGAGAACUUAGAAUCACUAUAGGAAUCGAUGAAUGUGGUACAAAAAUAACCGAAAAUGAGGAUGGAAGUUUAGUUUACGAAGUACUCCUAUACAUCCAGCACGACAGACAAGUACAGCUGGCUACAGAUGAGCAUGUGGCUGUAAGAUGCACGCCUAGGGAGAUUGUGGUUACCACUGCUACAGGUAAACAGUUACCUAAAGAAGCUAAACCAUCAGAGAUCGUCAAACCAUUAGAUUAUUGGAUGGACAUUAUGAAAGGAAGAAUGCCCGGACUUAAAAUUAUUACGGGUCACGUCGACGUAGGUGAAGAAGUGACUAUGAUCAUUAAAAUAAGACAGAAACCGGGAAUCGUAGCAAAAGUAACUAAUUGUUUGGCUCACGAUGGUUCUCGAGACAAUCAGCAACAGUUAACUGAUAGAAACGGAUGUUCGUUGGACUUCACUAUUUUACCGGAACUUCAAGAAAAAGUAAACGGCAGAACUGGAUUGAAAGUAGUCUACGCGACCUUUCCGGCAUUUAAAUUCCCCGAUAAAGACAACCUUCAUUUACAGUGUCGAGUUUUAAUCUGUAACGGCGUUUGUCCUCUGCAACCGUGCAACACCAAGGCCAAUGUCAGGUUUUCGAGAUCGUCCAAGGGUGUCCUCUACAGAAGGAAUAACAUUUUAAACGAGUUUAACGUAUUUAAUUCCGUAGAAGUGAAAGCACCGGCCAUAGAUGAUAACGAGUUAAUAAAAAACGUUCCAAAUAAAUCCGCUAAAGUUCAGCAUUUUAAGGCUGACAUGUUGUGUCUCAGCUCGACUAGGAUCGUAAUAGUGGUAUUAUUACUAUUAACUGUUCUCAUGGUCUCACUAGUCAUUACUAUUUGUAUGUGUGUCAGGACGCGAGAACUAAGAAGGAGAAUAUCGAAAAGAACUGGAAUGUCCUACCGAGUCAUGGAUUAUACGUGA
This is a messenger RNA of Centruroides sculpturatus (bark scorpion), 2025 nucleotides long. RefSeq lists its product as uncharacterized. The transcript is spliced from 10 exons. NCBI's taxonomy places the organism in Eukaryota, Metazoa, Arthropoda, Arachnida, Scorpiones, Buthidae. The record is from RefSeq and is a predicted model, not a curated record. The coding region runs from base 841 to 2025 and encodes 394 amino acids.